CAAGACGAAUUAGGAUCCAUUUUGAAGGGAUUUAUAGUCCAACCAAAUGAUAUAGUCAUGCAUUAGCUGCCUGUCUCUCUCCCUCCAAAUUUUCGAAACUCAAUUAAUUUCCUCUUUCUAGUUAGGGUUUGGCUUUCGUCUCGAAUUUCUGUCAAAAAAAAAUGGUCAGGUACAGAAGCCGCAGCCGGAGCUACAGUCCUCGCCGUCCACGUAGCCGUAAGCAGUAUUUCGACGAUGAAGAACCCCGGGAUCGCCGCCGUGACUCCCACUCUUACCGUGACCGCCGUUCUCCUGCGCCUUCUGGCCUCCUCGUCCGUAAUCUUCCUCUCGACGCCAGGACUGAAGACCUUAGAGGUCCAUUUGAGAAGUACGGACCCGUAAAGGAUGUUUAUCUGCCAAAAAACUAUUACACUGGUGAGCCACGAGGCUUUGGAUUUGUGAAGUACCGUUAUGCUGAAGAUGCUGCAGAAGCAAAGCAGCGCAUGAAUCAUAAAGUUAUUGGCGGACGUGAGAUAAGAAUUGUUUUUGCUGAGGAGAACAGAAAAAGUCCUUUAGAAAUGCGUACGACUAUGCGUGUGAGUAGUCGACAUGGUGGCAGCAGUAGAGGUAGAUCACCACCAAGGUCCCCAAGACGCCGGAAUCGUUCAUACUCGCGCUCACCUUUGCCAGCCAGGCAAGACUCGAGAGACAGGGAUUAUGGUGUGAGGGAUGAUUAUCGCUCUCCAGGGAGAUCCAGGUCAAUUUCACGUUCUCGUUCUCCGCUAGAUGAGAGGGAUCAUAGGUCAAGCCAGAGGUCCCCAAGCCCAAGGGAGAAUGGUCGGAGCCCCCCUGAUGAAAGGGAACAUGCACCUGGCAGAUCAGUUAGUCCAAGGGGGAAUGGUCGCACUCGAUCGAGGUCUCGCUCACGAUCUCAUGGUUCUCAGUAAUGGCCGGUAGUCUGUCUCUUGCCUUGCCUGUGCGUUUUGCAUUUGAGCUUCGGUGAACAUAGAUGAUUGCUGUAUCAGAUCUCACAUGUCGAUCCUCUUUUUGCUUAAAUCUCGUCUUUUUUAGUUGUGCAACUGGUGGAGAUGAUAUUAGCUUUUGUUCUAUUACUUUGUACUGCAAGCUGGGAAUUCGUUAAUGUUUAUGUUGUCUAUAUGAAUAACAUACUAAACUGAAGGUUCUCAAGGAGUCUUGGUUAUCUGAAAUUUCCAA
Mercurialis annua (annual mercury) is the source of this 1194-nucleotide messenger RNA. Its product is annotated as serine/arginine-rich SC35-like splicing factor SCL28. The transcript has 7 exons. Gene Ontology annotation, biological process: sperm DNA condensation; spermatogenesis. Gene Ontology annotation, molecular function: DNA binding; RNA binding. Gene Ontology annotation, cellular component: nucleus; nucleosome. Bases 162 to 926 code for a protein of 254 amino acids. The record is from RefSeq and is a predicted model, not a curated record. NCBI's taxonomy places the organism in Eukaryota, Viridiplantae, Streptophyta, Magnoliopsida, Malpighiales, Euphorbiaceae.